CCUCGUGUGUCUGUGUGGUGUUGUGGCUGAGGACUGAGGGACUGAGGGAGGCGGGCUGCACCACACGAAACCGACUACUGCGCUCCCUGACCACCCUAACAGGAUUUCCGUGCCGUCAGCUCCCCUGUGAAGACACGCGUAGCCAUGUCAGCGUCCCCAGUGGCUCGUCAGGCGGUGGCUCAGGCCCUGCCGCAGAGCAUCCCCCGCAGGGUCACUAUUAACUCCCCGGCGGACCUUCCUAAUGACUACAGCACUACGCCCGGGGGCACGCUAUUCUCCACUACCCCAGGAGGCACGAGAAUCAUAUACGAACGAACUUUCCUGAUGCAAAUGCGCAACUCUCCGCUGGCCAAGACUCCCCCCAAGAACCUACCUGUGAUCCCUGGAGUGACUGCCAAGGACACGGAGGUUGUCCACCGCGAGAAUGGCACCAUUGUGGAGGAACCAGAGAAGCCAGAGCCCUCUGACCUGGACCAGUUUGAGAUGGACCUCUAAGCUCCAGCUCCGUGUGGUUCCACCGUUCAUCAUCAGGUCUUGGUGCUCAACACUCCCGGCCGCCGAGGGGCUCAGUGGCCUGGGGUCAUGCCGAUAAUUGAUCCUGUCCUCCGAGUGAUUACUUUAGGCAACAUGCCAACUAAACUCAGUGGCUCAGUUUAACUCCCGAGUGCCAACACUUAGUGGUCAUUUUUAUGGUUAGUGGAGGCACUGGUGACGGAGCGGUCAGCAUUAGGGCAGCACUCACCCAUGACCUGCAGCGCCUGGUCUUUGCUCAGCGCCCAGCACAAGGCUGUCUGCUCCCUCACUUUCUCUCAGGCAGUUCACUGAGCCCACUAGACGCACCUUUGCUGCCCCUGUGUAGUGGUCCUUGCUUUAUUACCUUUUUCUAAGUGUUAAGUAUCUAAGUAUGGCAUGACAAUUCACUGUCUUGAGGCUUAAGAAGCUGACGGGUUCUAGUGGAUAUUAGGUGGUGUCGCUAGUGGUUGGGGGCGUGGUGACGAGGAUCUAACUCUUGAUCUGUCAGGUAGGUCAGUGGGGCAUCAAGGCUGAGCAGGACUUCAGGUGUAGGUUGUCUUGGGGAAAAAUUAUAACAACUGCUAAUUUGCAAAGUGCCAAAAACUUAACGAAACAUUUUUUUUAGCUGUUCAGGGAAGUGUGUGCAUGUGUGUGAGUGUGUUUGCUGCUUGUGACCUGGAUCAGCUUAGAAAAUUCUUCUUACAGGGUGUGAGGAUGCUCUUGUAAGGCUUGGCAAAACAUUCACCAUCAUUUCAAAUAGCAUUGGUUGAGCACAGAAGUAUUGAACAGCCAGCCUGAUGGCGGUGGUUAUAGUGUUACCCAAGUGUUGGUCUUAAGAAAUGUUAAUUGAUGCAUUGUUAAACCUAGGAAUUAGUUUGUUAAGAGGCUUAAUACACUUUUACGCCUGGUGAUGUCACUUCAGUCGUUGUGAUAAUCGAGUGUGUAGGAGACAAAUUUUGUAUUUCCAUAAUUCGCCGAGGUCGGGUGUGACUUGGCCGCACUAUUAUGCAAGGAAGGCUUUUUUUAAAGUUUGUAAAUUGGUGUUAAUUUUUCUAUCUUAGAGAUGAUGGUUAGACGUUCACUGUAAAGGCUAAAACAGAGCAUUAUGGAAACUGACAAGAAAAGACAGAAAAAAAGAAUAAACUAUCAAAGUUCA
Molecule: messenger RNA, 1669 nt
Organism: Eriocheir sinensis (Chinese mitten crab)
Lineage: Eukaryota; Metazoa; Arthropoda; Malacostraca; Decapoda; Varunidae
Gene: Thor
Product: eukaryotic translation initiation factor 4E-binding protein 1-like
Exons: 3
Coding region: 145-495 (116 amino acids)
Biological process (GO): negative regulation of translational initiation
Cellular component (GO): cytoplasm
Molecular function (GO): eukaryotic initiation factor 4E binding
Source: RefSeq, a predicted model, not a curated record